Messenger RNA from Silurus meridionalis, 2919 nucleotides. Its product is annotated as butyrophilin subfamily 1 member A1-like. Bases 93 to 1097 code for a protein of 334 amino acids. Gene Ontology annotation, molecular function: protein binding. NCBI's taxonomy places the organism in Eukaryota, Metazoa, Chordata, Actinopteri, Siluriformes, Siluridae. The transcript is spliced from 9 exons. The record is from RefSeq and is a predicted model, not a curated record.
CAGAAACGAACGAAAACGAAAGUAACCGCAAGUCUGAGACCUGAAGGAACUGGAUUUUUCGGGGUGUAUUUAUUCAGAAAAUAUUCUCAAAAAUGGGGAUUACCUUGUGUUUGAUUCUCCUGAUUCUCCACAGCUUUAUGGAAUCUCAGUCCGAGAAAUUACAGGUAGUUGGUCCAGACGCUCCUCUUGUUGCUGUAGCUGGUGAAGAUUUGGUUCUGCCCUGUUUUAUCAAACCCACCACCAGUGCCGUGAACAUGACAGUGGAAUGGUUGAGACUGAAUGAAGUGGCUUCUUUAGUGCAUCACUAUAAGGACCAUAAAGACAGAUAUGAAGAUCAGGUUCAGUCCUACAGAGGAAGAACCUCACUGUUUGAAAAGGAGCUACAGAAAGGCAAUGUUUCUCUUAAACUUUCAGCUCUCAGAGUCUCUGAUGAAGGAGCAUAUAAAUGUCUUAUUGAUGCAACAUCCUGGUAUGAUGACAUCACUGUUCACAUCAUUGUCGAGGCUCUGGGAAGCCCGCCGGUGAUCAUGAUGGAGAGUUAUGAUAACUCAGGAGGGAUUAAUUUAGUGUGUGAGUCCAGAGGCUGGAAACCUGAACCUGAAGUUCUGUGGCUGGACAGAGAAGGAGCCACUCUGCCUGCUAAAGAAACAUUAAUAUACAGAGACAGUGAGGGCUUCAGUGUGAAAAGGUGCAUCACUGUUCAUGAUUAUAGCGUCUCCAACAGAUUCUACUGCAGACUUCAGCAAAAGAAUCACAUGGUGGAGACAAUGAUUAUUAUUAAUAGUAAAGUCUUUGCUGUUUGGAUGUGGAUUGUUGUGGCUUCAGUUUCAGCAUGUCUUAUUGCUGUUGCAUUGAUAGUAACUGCAGUUAUCUGUUACAAGAAAGCCUCACAGCUUCAAAAGGUGAAAAAAUACAAAGAGUUUAUAAAGAAGAAGUUGUUUACAGUGGAUGUGACUCUGGAUCCUGAUACUGCAAAUCCAUAUCUCAUCCUGUCUGCUGAUGGAAAACAAGUGGCAGAUGGAGACAAGUGGCAGAAUCUCCCUGAUACACCACAGAGGGAAUGUAUUAAGGGAAUGGUGGUUCCGCUAGACCAAUAGAGGGCCCUGGGCAAGUGCAGUGUGUUGCAAGGCGUCUGCUGGGCUGCAGGUCAUAACCCAGCAAGACUUGAUCUGAUCACGUUUUUGUCCUGUGUUUAUUCCACUAUUCCACAUUUUAGUUGACUGUUUAAUGUAUCAAUCUGUAUGAAUGUUGAUAGAACAUAUGUCAGUGCAUAUCAGUCAGUGCAUCGAUUUGUUUCGAUGAAGUGUUGUAUGUUUAAUUAAAAUCACGUUGUUAACCUGCGAUUGGAGAUGUAUGCCCUGUGAUAUGUGAUAAUGGUUAACGAAUGUGAAUAUGCUUGAAUGUGUUUGUAUAUCAGUUCCUUUAAUGUUAAGUUUACUUUAAAAUUGCAUGUGAGUGAUCUAAAAUUGGUAAAACAUUUAGAGAAUGUAAUGAUUUUGAAUUUAAUAUAGACUUAGAGAUGCUAAAUAGCAUAUGAAUAUGCAAAUGAGUAACACAGCGAUUGGCUGUUGAACAGAUCAUGAAAAUACUAUGCAUUCACAAGAAAGAGACUAAAACAGUGGACAUUUGCAUAAAGAAGCAAUUUAUUGUUACUUAAUGCAUGUUUUGAUCUUUGAAAUUGUCCUGAUUUUGGAAAAUACACAUAACCCAGUAAGACAAGUGCUGAUCACACACACGUUUUUGUUCUGUCUUUAUUCCACCAUUACUGAGAUUUCUUAAUUUCCAGCUAAAACGGAAGUCCCGUACCCGCUGCAUAUACUGUAAAAAGAUAUAACAUAAAACUGGCAAAGAGGAUUACUUGAUGUAGUAAAAUUAAUUGAUGUAGUAAGCUUGAGGAAAAAUACCUGAAACAUGGCUGUUUCCAUCAGUCAAAUGGAUGCCUUUGAUGAAUCAGAGGAACAGUGGACCACAUAUAUGAAAAUAUUUUAACAGUUUUUUUGCCACAAAUGUAUAAGACAGGUGCAAAGUCAUACGAUCACAAUGCAAGUGUUUUAAAAGCACAUUUCUCUGUAACCUAUUGUGCUCUCGGAAAGAUUCUGGUUUCAUAAUCUUGUAAUCCACAAGAGGCUGAAAAAGUAGAAAAAUAUGUUCUAAAAAAGCUUACCGAGCACUGCGAUUUUAUGACACAUUUACAGGACUCAUUAGGAGACCAAUUUGUGUGGACUGAAAAUAUAGAAAAAUAACUGACUGAUUAACCUGAAAUAUUUAACACCUUGUAUUGUAUUGUAUGGGAUGUGUGGGCUUGUAUGUCUUGUUUGUGCAGGUGCUGUUCCAUACUCCAGUACGGGCCUUUCUGUUUUCCAGCUUAGUGAAGCCGGGCUUACCUCCCGUAGAUGACAAAACACUGAAGCAACUGUAUAAAGUCGGAAAUCUGUACAUCAUAGUGUGUUUGUUGUGUUCACCGGUAGUAGAGGUGUGGCAGCCAUUUGUGUUGGGUGUAGGUUUUUCACUGUUUCUGGUGAAGGAGGUCAGAGAGGUUUAUUUCUUUUUGUGUUAAUUUUUUUUUUGGAGGUAAUUUAGAUUUUGUAAAAAAGAAUGUUUCUUUGUUAUUUUGGCCUCGGUCCACCCUGAAGCUUACCGCAGUGUUCUUCUCUACAUGUUUCAAUGUAACUCACAUUUUAAGAUAUCACAGUGUGUGCUCCUUCAUGUAUCUAUCAGUAUACUAUAUACACAUAUCCAUCCUACAUCCACCAAUGCCUUUAAUCAUGCUGAGAGGCCCUAGACUGGGUCAUAACAGUUUACUUGGUGGUGCAAUAUCUGGCACAAUUUCCUCUCAUGUCAGGGUGUGUAAAGGUGUGCAUGUGACUUUUUGUUUCUUCCUCCUUUGAGCCAGAAAGCUCUCCAUAUACAUAUUUCCUU